CGCCUUCACCAGUCACCACACUCGAAUCAGAGACAGAUGCUAUGGAACCCUAAUGGAGGACGCAAAGAGACUAUACCAAUCCCUCUCCAACGCCACCGCUGAAGGUCCAAUUCUCAAAGACAAAGACCUUCGCAGCGUCUGCGAAACCCUCUUCGACCAACUCAACUCCGCCUUCGGCCAGUUCUGCUCCGCUCUGCCUCUGCGCCACCAUGACCGUCACGCUCCGCCUCUUCCGCCUCCGCAUUCACGGCUGCGGCCAGUUGUUGAAGACCUUUCUCUCCUUCUGCGUUGCAGUCUUCUUCUCAUGACGCUCCCGCACCCCGACCAGAGGUUCCUCCUCCUCAAGUGCCGCUCCCUUCUCCGCGUCUUGAACUCCUUCCUCUCUCUCGAUCUCAUACAAGGAGACCUUUCCGAUUCUUGCCGUCCGUUUCUAUGCGCGCUGUUUGAGGUAUUUGCAGAUGAACUUUUAAGACAUCAAUCUUUGAGAAGAUAUCUUAUGAUUGCUGAUUCAGUGUCCUCCGACAGUGAAAAACUUUUCGUGUGCCAUUUCAACCAUGGUGAUAUUGCUAGUGUCCUGGAGGUGAUGUCUUCCCAUUUCACCCUGUCAAUUUCUAACGAGAAAGCGUUUGAGGAUUUCAUAAGUAGACUAUUUAUACAUUGUGACAAGGAUUUUAGAUUUACCGAACUUAGCCUUGUGCCCUCCAUGAUGUUGCUGCUUGAUCCUGUUGUGCUUUCUGCGCCAAAGAUGUUCCAGGCACACAUAAUUUCAAUGGUUUCUGAAGCCAUUGGUUCUGGCUUAUCUUCAGAGAUUUUAGCUCCAGAUAUGAACUGCCACCUAACAGCACUUCAAAAAUCUGUCAUCUUGUACACUAUGCAUGCGUCUAGUUUGCAAAUAGAUGGUUUUCAUGUAGAAUUGAAAUGUUCCUAUAAUUCAUACCUGCUUGAGAGAGGUCACCCAACUUUUGAAUCUUAUAUCCAGCAAGGCACAAGGAACAGAUUAAAUCAAGUCUUAUUACAAUCAGAUAAUUCAUGGGAUUCCUGUCGAUGCAAAAUGUCCUCCAAAACAAAAGCUGACCUUUUGGCCAAGUACAUUGCAUUUAUGAAAGAGAGGGAGUACAUAUUUAUUGAUUCGUUCAGGGACGUGACUACCUCAAUUUUGGAUUGUAUAAUCCAUCAAGCUUUCUCUCAGGAUGCCACUGGGGAUUCAUUAUACAAAAUAACGGAAAGUACUAGUGCCCAAGAUAUAUGUCUUCUUGCGUCCAUAUUGAAGUUGAUGAGUGUUUCGUUGCUACAGGCAAUCAAAUAUCUAAGUAAUGGUGGUGAUUCACAUUGUGUGAAAACCAUGCGAAGUGCCUAUAUGCGCGAGAAAUAUGAUUUCUUGAUCAGUAUCAUUGAUCAUUUUCAACAGUUUAAGUUCUCUUUACCAAUUCAAACUUUCUUGUAUGACAAUAUGAUGAAAAGUCAGCAAUCAAAUUACCAAGUCUCCAAGUCAAUGCUUCUGCACUUCAUAGGCCUGCUAUCUUUAAGUUUCAGCAAUGGACUUGAUUUGCUAGCAAAGGGGUGUAUAUCUGUACUUAUGUCACUGAUGUGUCUGUUUGUUUUUGAAGAGGGAGAUUUAGUAUCUUUGGGGUCAUUGAGGGGUCUGUCAUUGCGACCUUGCUCAUCUGAAAUUCCAUCAGAUAAGAGUGGAAAGGGGGCUAGAGAUAAGCGGUCUGUCUAUCAAGUUGCAGUAGAGUUUUGUAGAAUUCGACCAUGUAAUUUAAGAACGCAUGGAACAGAGAAAACCUGCAAUGGGGAAGUGUUCCUUAAUAGCAUGUUUGAGGGCUCCAAAAGAUUAUCCGAUUAUGAUGAACUUGCAGAUUUUCUCGAGUGUAAGACGGGGAAAAAUUAUUCAAAGUGGUUGAAUAACCGCCAAAUAUAUAGAAAAUGGAGGUAUCAGAAAAAAAAAAAUUUAAGAAAGAGUAAGAAGGAAAUAUUAUGGAAGUCUUCUAAGUGUAAAUUGAAGCGACAGAAAAUUUGUACGUUUAUGAAGCAUUGAAGGUGAUAGAUCUGAUCAAUCUGUGCCCCGAGUACAUGUAAAUAUAUAACCUAUUGUUUCUUGGGCUCCCCGCUCGUGUUAGCUAAAAUUUAGUUCAAAUCUUGCUUGGUGGAUUCAAUAGCAAGCAAACAACUUUUUUGGUCUUCUACAACCAAACUCCUGAACAACUACUCUUCCACCGGAGGACGAGAGCUUAUAUUAUGUACGCAAUUUUGCAUGAAAAUCCAUAUAUUUGAGGAGAAAGCGGCAAACAACUAUCCAGGUUACAUGUUUCUGCUCUUCUCUGUAAUCGUAAGCUGGUCUAUGCUAAUUAUAAGCACGAUUUAAUGAUGUAUGAGCAGCAUCAAGACUCGUGUUUAAAUUCUUCUUAUACUAAGCAAAUUUUAAGUAGAUAGAAAUAUUGAAGGUAUAAUUUUAUAAAUGAUAAUAGUGAAUUAAUUUGAAUUUGAAAA
This is a messenger RNA of Cajanus cajan (pigeon pea), 2490 nucleotides long. RefSeq names its product 2-isopropylmalate synthase. Lineage: Eukaryota; Viridiplantae; Streptophyta; Magnoliopsida; Fabales; Fabaceae. The record is from RefSeq and is a predicted model, not a curated record.